AUGUCUUACCCAGCCGAAAGCGGCCUCGAAGCUUUUGGCAGCCGUAACUCAAUGGAGGAGGCGCACGCCUAUCUGGACAAGCAGCAUCCCAACUCCUAUGCAGUAUACAACCUCAGUACUCGCGUCUACCGCAGUGAGCACUGGUUCGACGGUCGCGUCUCAUAUCGACCCUUUGAAGCAAAUCGGGCGCCCACCCUCUAUUCCCUGCUCGAGCUCUGUCAGAAUGCGCGUCUUUGGUUGUCCCAGAAGCCCACCAAUGUCUGCAUCAUUCAUUGCACUGACGGACGCCAGCUUUCGGCCAUCCUCGUCUGUAGCUUGCUAUGCUUCUGCAACGUCUUUGGCAGUGCUCAGCAGGCUAUCGAUUUUUUCGUCUCUAAGCGCGGUCCCGUCACUCUGACUGCGGCUCAAACUCGAGUAAUGGCAAUCAUCGUUGUGUUUACUGGACGGACCAUUGAUGUCAUAUUUGUUCCAGCUGUUGAGCUGGGUCUCCAAACGCUACAGCGCAUGCCAAAGGCCAUCAUCAUGGUUCCAACAAGCCUGGACUUGCAGCUUCUCUUCAAAUUGUAGUACAUUGAUUACGUUGCGAGUGUGGUCGCCAGCCCUCCCCGAUUACCUCACAACCACCCUCUCCUCCUCUUCAGUAUCACCCUCUCGCCAGUCCCCACCUUUAAUCGACUCAAGUAA
Molecule: messenger RNA, 684 nt
Organism: Dibothriocephalus latus
Lineage: Eukaryota; Metazoa; Platyhelminthes; Cestoda; Diphyllobothriidea; Diphyllobothriidae
Source: the annotation of a GenBank genome assembly